AUGAAGGCAAGAAACGGACUUACCAGAUUUUUCAAUUGUUACAUUCUACGUGAGAGUCAGAUUAUUAAGGAACAAUUAUGGAUUCGAAAUGGUAAAAUUAUAAAUCCCGAAGAAGUAUUUUAUGUUGAACAAGUUGAGGCCGAUACUUCGGUAGAUUGUGGUGGCCUACUUAUCGCUCCUGGGUUCAUUGAUAUACAAAUAAACGGAGGAUGGGGUGUUGACUUUUCAUAUGAUUCAGAGAAUGUUGAAGAGGGAAUUCAAAAAGUUGCAAAAGAACUUUUAAGUCAUGGUGUAACAUCUUUCUGUCCCACUAUGGUCACUUCAGAUAAAGAUAAAUACUCAAAAAUUUUGCCUAAGAUACAAAAAAAGCAAGGAAACAAAAGUGGUGCCACUGUUCUUGGUGUCCAUCUUGAAGGUCCAUUUAUUUGUUUGGCUAGAAAGGGUGCACAUACUCCAGAACUCAUAAAAAAUCCAGAAAAGGGCUUUGAUUCCCUUAUAGAGAUGUAUGGGUCCCUUGAUAAUGUGGUCAUAGUAACACUAGCUCCAGAACUACCAGGUGCGUUGAAUGCCAUAAAACGGUUAUCAGACAAAGGAAUAAAAGUUGCUCUUGGUCAUUCUGAAGCUGAUCUGUCACAGGCUGAGGAAGGUGUCAGACAGGGAGCAAAUUUGAUUACACAUUUAUUUAAUGCAAUGCUGCCAUUUCAUCACCGUGACCCAGGCCUUGUAGGUCUAUUAGCAUCAACAACAGAAAAGCAAGUAUAUUAUGGAAUCAUAUCUGAUGGUAUCCACACUCACCCAGCUGCUUUAAGAAUAGCAUGUCGAACAAAUCGCGAAGGUCUUAUUCUUAUAAGUGAUGCAGUUGCAGCUCAGGGAUUACCAGAUGGUGCAUACCGUAUUGGCCCACAGGCAGUCUCUGUUGAGAAUGGUUGGGCAUACAUUGCUGGUACCAAAACAUUGUGUGGCAGUACCAUGGCAUUGGACCGAUGUGUCAAGACGUUCAAGGAAUCUACAGAAUGUACCCUGGAGUAUGCUUUGGAAACUGCGUCCUUGCAUCCUGCCCGAGCUCUGGGAAUAGACAAUAGGAAAGGAAAACUAAAUUAUGGCUUUGAUGCAGACUUUGUAUUUUUAGACCGCAAAACACUGAAAGUUAUGUCGACUUGGAUUGCAGGCGAAUGUGUCUUCAGACACACUUAA
This is a messenger RNA of Pieris macdunnoughi, 1194 nucleotides long. The record is from the annotation of a GenBank genome assembly. NCBI's taxonomy places the organism in Eukaryota, Metazoa, Arthropoda, Insecta, Lepidoptera, Pieridae.